Drosophila sulfurigaster albostrigata is the source of this 5938-nucleotide messenger RNA. Its product is annotated as proteasome-associated protein ECM29 homolog. The transcript has 10 exons. Bases 78 to 5846 code for a protein of 1922 amino acids. The record is from RefSeq and is a predicted model, not a curated record. Gene Ontology annotation, molecular function: molecular adaptor activity. Gene Ontology annotation, cellular component: nucleus; cytoplasm. NCBI's taxonomy places the organism in Eukaryota, Metazoa, Arthropoda, Insecta, Diptera, Drosophilidae. Gene Ontology annotation, biological process: proteasome assembly.
CAGCGUUGUUUAUAAAGCAGUGAGUGAAUGACUUGCUAUUAAAUAGUCUGGCAACGUCAAGUGACUCAGCUGUUGCAAUGCACUGGCAACACUGUCAGACGCUAAACAAAAAAAGAAAAAUAAGCAAAAUGGAAACAGCGGGACCUGGUGCAGAAAUUGAGCUUCUCGAGCGUGUUUUGCUGCGUCUGGGAAAUGCGGACACCGAUGAGAAGCUGGAGACAACUGUGGGCAAGUUCCUAACGCCCGUAAUUCUCAAAAUUAACUCGCCCGACAAUGUAGUGCGCACAAAGGUUGUUGAAGUGCUGACACACAUAAAGCGACGCGUAACAUCGCGUGGUCAGGUGCAGAUACCGGUAGAAGCGCUCCUGGAUCAAUAUGCGGCUCCUGACAGUACCACAUUCCUCAAGAACUUUGCCAUCAUCUUCAUUAGCAUGGGAUUUCCUCGUUUGCCGUUGGAGACACAAGCAGCGCUUGCCUCAAAGAUUGUGGGCUGCGAGAGUAAAAUGGAGAAUUAUCAAGACAAGCUCUUUACGCUGUUGUUGCCUAUCUUGAGUGACAUCAAGAUUCCCGAUGAUCCAGCACAACGAGCCGAGUUGCUUAAACUCAAGGAUAAACCAGCAAUUAGAGCCAGUUUCUUGUCCUUGUUGCAGGAUGUUCUAUUGUUGCCAUACGGCAUUACACAGGAACAGGAUGUACCACCCGGACUCAGUCCAUAUAGUUUUAAGCGCGUCAUUGCCAACAAUUGGCGAGCUGAGGAACUGGAGAAGAUCAAAAAGGGAAUUGUGCGCUUCCUAUGUGCCAGUGUAUUUAGUGAUAACGAAAUCUUUGUGCUCCUCGUCGUUGCAUCUGCGGACACGCGCUUCAGUGUGGCGACGCCCGCCAUCGCUGAGCUGAGCAAGCUUUGCACAAUGCUGGACUUUAAUAAUCCAGCUGUGACCUCAGCUCUCUAUACGCUCUUCAUUGGUCAGCAGAAUCCGAUAACGGAGCGACAGACGCGUCCGUGCUGCGCUCGUGUACGUCAGAAACUGUUGCAGUAUCUGAUUAAAUGUCGUGGCAAGAGCAUUAAUGUCGGCAAGGGUCUCCAGGUGAUAUUUGAUGGACUCUUUGGCACCAAUACCAAUCAAAAGUGCAAGGUGUUGGCGCUACAAUUUGUGGAACUAGUGCUCAAAGAUGGACCCCGUGAAGUGGUUUCUAAGGUUUCCAAGGUGAUACUGACAGGCAUCACAAAAGUUAUUGGUCGUGACUCUGUGGAGCCCAAUGAUGUGCAGAAUGCUGCGUAUUCAGCUUUGGCACAGCACGCGCGUAGCUUCCCACAAGAUGUCAGCCAGGACCUAAAGCUGGUAUUGGGCUACUUCAAUAAUCUGGCGAAUUGCGAGGCCAAUCUGCAUAGCUCGAUACGCGAAGCCCUAGUAUCAAUGGCUCCAGCGUUUGCGUGGAAAACAAAGACCAAAUCCGAUGCCAUGGACGUGGAUGGCGAUCCAUCGGAGGUCCAUCUGGAUGGACAACAGCAUCUAUUGCUGGCCAUGCUGUUGGACAAUGCCGAGUCGAAGAUACAAAUUGUGCAAAAUGUGACCAGUGUCUUUCUAACCAGCUGCUAUCCAGAAUUCUAUGCCCCUGCUCGUUACUUGCUGCUCCUCAUCGCUGGCGAACGCAAUUCGUUGCGCGAGAAUGUGACCACUUAUUUGUACGGCACUUCGAAGAAAGAUCAUGUCAACUACAGCAUGCUUACCUCUAUUGAUCAGACAGUUAAACACGACACCGAGUCCAUUAGUGACUUUAAUCAUCUGUCGAUGGAGCAGCGUCGUGUUGUGCUGCCCAGCUUCCCUGUGCUGAUGGCCCAUGUACACGACAUGUCCAAUAAGAGGCUGAAAAAGAGCACUUCAUGCGUUGUAGUCGGUCGCACCAAACUACCCUACACUCUGGAAGUAUACGAAGAGAUACUUGACUAUCUCCGCCUAUGCUUGUGGUACUCGGCGGGUGUUGUGGCUGCUCCUGGCGAUGAGAAAUACACGCGCGAGCUUCGCAACUACAUAAAGAUUAACUAUGACGAGGAAGAGACCAAUGCUCUGCAUCAAUAUAUGCAAUUCGUGCAGCGUGGCGUCGAAGCUAAGCGAACGGAAUCGAGUCUGCUUUGUCUUUAUGAUUUAUUGAAUGCUGCUCCCGAGCUAUUUGCAUCCAAGCAACUACAUCUCCUUGAACCAUUGAGCAAUUCACUGAAGGAUGUCUCCGAAGUAAUGCGGAUUAAUGUCGCCCAGGUCUAUGGCAUAUUGUGGGCUUAUGGAAUGCAGGACGAUAAGUUCGAUCAGGAGGUGAAGGAUUGCUUAUCCAAUCUGCCACAAAGAACCUUAGAACACAAGCAUGGUUGGCUCCUAGUUUUGGGACAUGCUUUCAAUCGCAAAAUCGAACAUUUAAACGAACAGAAAAUUCGAAAAGAUUAUGACCAAUGGACUGAAUUUAUUAACGCUGUGAAAGUUAUUGCAAAAAUGCUUUGUGAUACACGAUGGCUUCUUGUAUCCGCGGCCGUAAAGUGUACUUCGAUGAUUGGCAAGACGGUGGAGAUACCGAAUGUGCAGGUGGAAAUCCAAGUACAGUGCAGCAACAACGAUGACGAUGACGACGAGGAGUUGGCCGAGUAUAAGAGCAUUGAGGCAUCCACCAAAAUGAUCAUCUUUGGCGUCGUCUUCCAGCUGCUGCGCAGCACCUCAGCCCGACAAAAGAUUCGCGAGGAAGCGGCAAAGUGCUUGGGCUAUUUGGCAAUUGGCGAUGGUGCACACUUUACUAAGCGCAAUCUGGACAAAUUCUUAACCUUGGCCAAGGUGCAAAAAGAUGCAGCAUUGAACAUUGCCAUCUCUGAGGCCAUUGUUAUUACUUUAUGUGGCUACGAUGUGAAUCGAGGACCACCGUCUGAGACUUUCCAGAAUAUACAUUGCAGCGAUGCGGAUUUUGAGCAGUUUCUGACUGCGUUAAUACGCCUGGUCACCGAACCCAAUCCUCAAUCGCGGCAGGCCAUUUCUGUGUGGCUGUUGGCGGUGGUUAAACACUGCAGCAACCGACCCGCUGUGCUCGGCAAGAAACAACUGCUGCAAUUUGCCUUUACCGAGCUGCUCUCUGACGACAGCGAAUUCGUGCAGGAUGUUGCUUCACGUGGCUUGGGCCUUGUAUAUGCGCUCUCAGAUUCAAACAGCCAAACCGAUCUAGCAAACUCUUUGCUCGAUCAGCUCAUCGGAGGAAAGCGACAGGUGAACCAAGUAUCGGGUGACACAGAACUGUUUGCCGAAGGUAUGCUGGGCAAGACACCAACGGGUGGCAACAUUACCACCUAUAAAGAACUGUGUUCCCUGGCAUCAGAUCUGAAUCAACCGGACAUGAUAUAUCAGUUCAUGCAGCUGGCCAACCAUAACGCCGCAUGGACUAGUAAAUUGGGAGCUGCAUUUGGGUUGAAGACGCUUUCAGCGGAGUCGCGUCAGAAGAUGCAGCCAUAUCUGGGCAAAAUUAUACCGCGCCUUUAUCGUUACAAAUAUGAUCCCACGCCCAAGAUACAGAACUCCAUGAUAUCCAUAUGGGACACCAUUGUCAUUGACUCCAAGGAGAUAACCGAGCAAUACUAUUGGGAAAUCCUGCGAGAACUACUCGACAAUUUAACAUGCACCGAGUGGCGUGUGCGCAUCGCAUGUUGUCUGGCUGUUCGAGAUCUGCUCAAGCGUCCAAAUGGGCUGCGUCUUCGUACCGAAGAGCAACUGCCAAUCGUUGCAUCAACAGCAGUCACGAAUAGUCCACGGCGUGUGACACCCGAGACCAUGGAUGUGGAUGAGCUACCAGAACCAGAGCUACGGGAACUUUGGUAUCAGCUAUUCCGCGUUAUGGAUGAUAUUCACGAAGGCACCCGCAUGACCGCCCAUGGCACAGCCGCCUUUCUCGGCAAGCUGUGUGUGUUGGCAUCUUCCUUGGAGCAUGGCAAGUCGGGCACAGCUGUUGCUGCCUCAAUUCUACCCUAUUUAUUGGAAGUGGGUGUGGGUCACAAGGUAGCCGACAUUCGCAAAGUCAGCAUUAAAACCAUAUCAGAUAUGAUUGACUCCUCUGGAGCCCUAAUUGCCCCACAUCUUGCCACGCUUAUACCAUGUCUUCUGCGAGCAACAGGCGAACUGGAGAACACAAAAUUAUCCUAUGUAUCUACCCGUCUGGGUGCUGAUAAUGAAGCACAAGAAGCCGUUGACAGCUUGCGUGCGGAGGCUGCCAAAUCCCAUCAUACCAUGGAGACGAUCAACAAGUGUGUGCGAUUCAUUGACUACCAAGUGCUAGAGCGAAUGACACCCGAGUUGCUGGAACUGAUUAAGACCAGCAUUAAUCUAGGCACCAAAAUUGGUUGCGCACAUUUUGUCUGCUUGAUCAGCAUUCGAUUGGGCAAAGAAAUGACACCGUUGGUAGGAAAAUAUCUGGGUGCUUGUUUCAGCGGACUCAAGGAUCGGAAUAUAACAGUCCGCAAAUACAAUGCCAGCGCUAUUGGCCAUCUCGUGGGUUUGGCCAAGGAGCAAUCAAUUAAAAAUCUUUUUGGCAAACUGGAUGAUCUGUACAUGGAGCAACCAACCAAUAGAUCGAUUCCGUUGACCAUACAAUCCAUAAACAAACGUCACCAUGAACUGCUUAAGGAUUACAUGGACUGCAUGUUGCCGCUCAUCUUCUUUGGCAUGCAUGAAGAGCAAACGGAGGAAAACAAGGCUAACAUUGAACUUUGGAAGGAUCUGUGGAAUGACAUUAGCCCCGGCGAUGCUGGCAUUCGUCUCAACUUGCAUGUAAUUAUACCCAAGCUGGAGUCGUCGCUGACUGACGCUAGCUGGUCGCGCAAGGCUCAGGCGGCCAAUGUCAUACAGAAUAUUGCCACACGCCUGAGCAGCUCAUUAGAGGAGGCAGAUCGAGUGCGCCUUAUUAAACUGCUGCUCAGCGGUCUACAGGGUCGCACCUUUGAGGGCAAGGAGCGUCUGCUUCAAGCUCUGGCCGCACUCUGCAAGAAUCUCGAUCGCCAGCACGAAAUAUGCGGCAACAUAAUUGAAGCCGCAAUGCGCGAAGCACGUAAACAGGAGCCACUCUAUCGAACAAUGGCAUUGCCUGCGUUGGGAGAUAUUUUGGAUGAGCUGGAGGCGGAUCGCUUUGAAGAGGUGUAUGACAUGAUCUGGUAUCUAUUGGAGAAAAAGGAGCUUCGUUCCGCUGACUCUGACGACGAUGAUGAACCCAGCAGCAGUACAGCCAAAAAGGAAUUAACCGCAGAUGAAAGGAAUAAGAAGGCUCAGACACUGAACAAGCUAAAAGAAGUAGUUUGGGAAACGCUAGGCAAAUCGUGGCCAAAGCAUGCCAUUAUAACACAACACAGAUAUCAGCUUUUCUUUGCUGAGAACUGCACCAGUAUACUUAGCGAGAGCACCCGUCCCGUUCAAGUCAGUCUCUUGGCCGCUCUCACCAAGUACGUGGAGCGUCUGUAUAUCUUCGAGGAAACAGCCAAGCUACCCGAGAUGCCAGUUGAACGCAAAAACCUGGAGAAGAAACCUAAAACAGAUGCGCCACCGCCGCUGCAAACGCGCGAGGCUAUCGUUCAGAAGAUCUGCAGUGAUGUCCUAGCCGCAGUCACUCUUGCAGCUGGUGUACCCCAUACAGGUCUCAAAAAGGAAGCCCUCAACAUUGUGUUGAUGCUCAUCAAACGCCUGAGCCCAAAACGAGAUCAGACAACUUUUAACCUGCUUAAGCAAAACUUUGAAAUGAAUCUAACAAAGUUUCAACGCGACUCCGCACCCGAGGUUCGUUGUCGCAUCAAGGAUAUCGAGGAAAAGCUUAACAAGCUGGAUCAAACCAAUUAAGGAGGAAUUAUGUAGAAACUAUUUUCGUCAACAAAAAUUGUGCAUCUGAAUUGUAAAUCCGAAUAAAUAACUAAUAUGAGGUUAUAUUUCAA